Solanum pennellii is the source of this 691-nucleotide messenger RNA. Its product is annotated as probable E3 ubiquitin-protein ligase RNF217. Lineage: Eukaryota; Viridiplantae; Streptophyta; Magnoliopsida; Solanales; Solanaceae. The transcript has 3 exons. The record is from RefSeq and is a predicted model, not a curated record. Gene Ontology annotation, molecular function: ubiquitin conjugating enzyme binding; ubiquitin protein ligase activity; zinc ion binding. Gene Ontology annotation, cellular component: ubiquitin ligase complex; cytoplasm. Bases 1 to 663 code for a protein of 220 amino acids. Gene Ontology annotation, biological process: ubiquitin-dependent protein catabolic process; protein polyubiquitination; positive regulation of proteasomal ubiquitin-dependent protein catabolic process.
AUGGGAAACACAUUAAAAAAAAUUCUAGAUCUCGAAUUGGAGAAUCAAAAUCUUUGCGUUCAUCCGUUAUGCAUCGACUGUAUAACAAUAUACAUCUCCGUCAAGCUUGUUGACAAUGUUGUCGAAAUUCCUUGUCCGUUUCCUAAUUGUAAGCACUUUUUGGACCCAAUUAGUUGCCGGAAUAUUCUGGAUUCCGAUCUGUUUGAUAAAUGGUCUGAAAAGUUGUGUGAGUACUCCGUUUUAGGAUUGACGCGGUGUUACUGCCCUAAUCGAAACUGCUCUGCUUUAAUUUUGGAUGAAUGCGGUGGCGUUGCGACGCGAUCAAAGUGCCCAAGUUGCAAGAGAUUAUUUUGCUUCCAGUGCAAGCUUCCAUGGCAUGCUGGAUUUCAGUGCGAGGAGAGUGGGGCAUUGAGGGAUAAAAACGACGUCGCUUUUGGUAAACUUGCUGAGGGUGAAAAAUGGCAGAGGUGUCCUAAGUGUCACUCUUUUGUUCAACUUAGUGAAGGUUGCCGUCAUAUCACUUGCAGGUGUCAAGCCAAUUUUUGUUACAACUGCGGAAUGCUAUUCGAUAGAUCCCAUGGCUUGUGUGCUUGUGAUUCUCAGUCAAUUACCUUCAAUCGUAUUAUUGACUUGCGAUUUGGUAACUGGAGAUUUUUGUUCUGACUGAUUUUGGGCCAAUUUUGUAAUUGUA